CGCCAACAUGGGGGACGAUUAUCCUACUCUGUUUCGCUCCGAGCAGAUGAGCUUGGUACAGCUCAUUGUGCCUACGGAGGUCGCUCAUGAUACCAUUGCUGAACUCGGCGAGUUGGGCAACGUGCAAUUCAAAGACCUGAACCCUGAUGUCAAUCCUUUCCAACGUUCCUACGUGGGCGAAAUUCGCCGCGUUGACGAGAUGGCCCGCCGAGUGCGCUUCUUUGCGAGUCAACUCGAGAAGGAGAAGGAACCCAUCCCCGUCCGCCCCCUGUACGACUCCGCUCCGCUCGUUACGGUUGGACCACGUGCGGCGCAGACCAUCGACGAACUCGACGUGAAGUUGGCGGAGCAUGAGUCGCGCCUGACGCAGAUGAACGAGAGCUACCAGCUCCUCAGCGAGCGUCUGCGGGAGCUGGUCGAGGCACGGCACGUCCUGCGUGAGACUGCACAGUUCUUCGACCAGGCCGCUGUCCGCGAAACUGGCGAAGUUCGGGCCUCGUUGGACGACAGCUCCGCGCCCUUGCUUCAGCACGAUGACCGCGAACAGCAGUACAGCUCUGGAGAGCUACAGUUCGAUCUCGAGUUCGUCGCGGGUACCAUUGACCGUGCACGCCUCUCCACCUUCGAGCGCGUUUUAUGGCGGGUGCUGCGCGGCAACUUGUAUAUGAACUAUAUCGACAUCCAAGAGCCGUUCGUGGAUCCUGCGACCGGCGCGGAGACGCGCAAGAACGUUUUCAUCAUCUUCGCGCAUGGUGAUAUCCUCUUAGGCAAGAUUCGCAAGGUCGCCGAGUCCAUGGGUGCGACCAUCUACCCUAUCGAUGUUAAUGCCGACAAGCGUGCGGACUCGAUGCGCGAGGUGACCGGACGUCUUGAGGACUUGCAGAUUGUUCUGUACAACACCGGGGCGAACCGUCGGACCGAGCUCAUGACGAUCGGGGAGAACAUCGCCAGCUGGGAGGACGUCGUUGGGAAGGAGAAGCUUAUCUACGAGACGCUGAACCUACUCAACUACGACGCCCGGCGGAAGACUUUGGUUGCGGAGGGUUGGUGCCCGACGAGAGACAUUCCUCAGAUUCAGCUGGCCCUGAGACAUGCCACGGAGGAAUCUGGCACGAAUGUCCCUCCCAUUCUGCAUGAGCUCCGUACCAAUCGCACGCCACCAACCUUCCACCGCACGAACAAGUUCACGGAGGGUUUCCAAACUAUCAUGGAUGCGUAUGGUGUUGCGACGUACGAGGAGGUCAAUCCUGGUCUCUUCGCCGUCAUCACCUUCCCGUUCCUGUUUGCUGUCAUGUUCGGCGACAUUGGUCACGGUUUCAUCAUCUUCAUCUCCGCUGCUCUCAUGAUCCUCUUUGAGAGAAAGCUGGCGAAGGCUGACCUUGGCGAGAUUUUCGGCACUUUCUUCUUCGGUCGCUAUAUCAUCUUACUCAUGGGAGUAUUCUCGAUUUACACCGGUUUCCUUUACAACGACAUCUUCUCGAAGUCGCUGCACCUCUUCCACUCCGGUUGGGACUUCCCGGAGGCUCACGGCAACGAGACUCUCCCGGGGGUUGCAAACGGACAUACCUACCCCUUCGGUAUCGACCCUGCCUGGCAUGGGGCUGAGAACGGGCUGCUCUUCACGAAUUCGUACAAGAUGAAGAUGUCCAUCGUCCUCGGGGUGAUUCAUAUGACCUUCGCGGUCUGCCUCCAAGUCCCCAAUCACAUCCGUUUCAGGCGCUUCUCGGACAUCUGGACGAACUUCAUCCCCCAGAUGGUCUUCCUACAGUCGAUCUUCGGCUACUUGGUCGUCUGUAUCAUCUACAAGUGGACCGUCGAUUGGUCGCAGGCCUCCACGCAGCCGCCAUCCCUGCUGAACAUGCUUAUCGGCAUGGUUCUGUCACCGGGCUCCGUCGACCCCGAUUCUCAGCUGUACCCUGGCCAGGCCACCGUUCAGGUCAUCUUGCUGCUCAUGGCAGGUGUCUGCGUGCCGUGGCUCUUGAUCUCGAAGCCGUAUCUCCAAUACCAGGAGAUGAAGAAGAUCCAAGGUCAAGGGUAUAUCGGAUUGGGCGCCGACGAUGUACCCCGGCACACGGACGACACGACUUUAGAAGGCGAAGAAGAAGGGAACGGCCAGGCCAUCGUCGAAGCGAACGACGAGGAGCAUGAGCAGCACGACUUCAGCGAGGUCGUCGUUCACCAAGUCAUCCACACCAUUGAAUUCUGCCUGGGCUGCGUCUCCCACACCGCGUCUUAUCUGCGUCUCUGGGCGCUCUCGCUCGCACACGCUCAGCUAUCCGAAGUGCUGUGGGACAUGACCUUGGCCAACGUGCUUGGGAUGUCGGGGGUUGUUGGGAUUAUCGCGCUGGCCUUCGUUGGAGUAAUGUGGCUCGUGCUGACUAUUUCGAUCCUGUGUGUCAUGGAGGGUCUUUCCGCGUUCCUGCACGCGCUGCGGCUGCACUGGGUGGAGGCCAACAGCAAGCACUACGAGGCGGGCGGAUACCAAUUCGUUCCGCUGAGCUUCGCACGGCUGAAUGAGAAGCAGUAGGGGUGAGGUGGCAAGCGGAGGAUCGGACACGGCUCGGACCCUGAGAAGCUCCAGGAGCUGUAGCAUAGUUCCGACGCCGGUGUCGGCGAUACAUGGGUGCCAAUGACCAUCGUGUUCUCGC
This is a messenger RNA of Trametes versicolor FP-101664 SS1, 2648 nucleotides long. RefSeq names its product H+-ATPase subunit. Gene Ontology annotation, biological process: proton transmembrane transport; vacuolar acidification. Gene Ontology annotation, cellular component: vacuolar proton-transporting V-type ATPase, V0 domain; fungal-type vacuole membrane; vacuolar proton-transporting V-type ATPase complex. The transcript has 12 exons. Bases 8 to 2527 code for a protein of 839 amino acids. Lineage: Eukaryota; Fungi; Basidiomycota; Agaricomycetes; Polyporales; Polyporaceae. Gene Ontology annotation, molecular function: ATPase binding; proton-transporting ATPase activity, rotational mechanism. The record is from RefSeq and is a predicted model, not a curated record.